AUGUCUCUGAGUACGGCGGUACUUUACAUGGAAUGCCAGCAUGCUACUGUGGUUUAUUAUGAUCGAAAUUACCUGUCCGAUGUUGUUUUCACCUCAAAAAGGUAUAAACGCGAGAACCCAAUAUACUUUCAGACCGUUAGCGGCAAAUUGCUUAAAUACGCGGAUAACUCCUACACCCUUCAUUUUUACAUAUAUGAGCUGUUGUCUAACACGUAUAAGCGUAGUUUCAUAGAAGUGAAUGCAAAUUUCUGCGAUUUUAUGAGUAAAGAUAACAUUUUUUCGCGAUCUCUCAAAUCAGCCAACUUCAAGUUGUUCACGCAAUGUCCUAUACCACCGGGAGAAUACCACUUGGACAACAUGACGACCCCGUUCGGACCGUUCUUGAAAGGAUUUCCAUUCAAACAGGGACGAAUAUAUUUCAACGUUACUAGAAACGACAAAGUCCUUGCAAGUGCAUACGCAGACAUGCGUAUUAAAGAAAUGGCGGCAAAAGAGUUCUACAAAUACAUAGCUGUUCGAACAACAACAUAG
Messenger RNA from Aricia agestis (brown argus), 531 nucleotides. RefSeq lists its product as uncharacterized. NCBI's taxonomy places the organism in Eukaryota, Metazoa, Arthropoda, Insecta, Lepidoptera, Lycaenidae. Bases 1 to 531 code for a protein of 176 amino acids. The transcript has 4 exons. The record is from RefSeq and is a predicted model, not a curated record.